AAAUGGACCCUUCCGGUAACUUCUACAAUUACAGAACGGCGUUGAGAGGAGCGACACAGAGGUGCAGAACAGCCAAUAGCGUUAGAGAGAAGAUUGUUAUCCCGUUCUUCAGCCUACUGAUUAAAGACAUCUACUUCCUGAAUGAGGGAUGUUCCAACAGGAUGCAGAAUGGACACGUUAACUUUGAGAAAUUCUGGGAGAUGGCGAAGCAGGUCAGCGAGUUCAUGGUUUGGAAGAAGGUGGAGUGUCCGUUUGAGAAGGACCGCAAAAUUCUACAGUACCUGCUUACUGCACCGGUCUUCAGCGAGGACGCUCUGUAUCUGGCCUCUUAUGAGAGCGAAGGCCCUGAGAACCACAUGGAGAAGGACAGAUGGAAGUCUCUGAGAUCCACUCUGCUAAGUAGAGUCUAGAGAUUCUGAACAGAAC
Messenger RNA from Coregonus clupeaformis (lake whitefish), 426 nucleotides. Its product is annotated as ras-GEF domain-containing family member 1B-like. Gene Ontology annotation, cellular component: plasma membrane. Bases 3 to 410 code for a protein of 135 amino acids. Gene Ontology annotation, biological process: Ras protein signal transduction; positive regulation of GTPase activity. Lineage: Eukaryota; Metazoa; Chordata; Actinopteri; Salmoniformes; Salmonidae. Gene Ontology annotation, molecular function: guanyl-nucleotide exchange factor activity. The transcript has 5 exons. The record is from RefSeq and is a predicted model, not a curated record.